Dovyalis caffra is the source of this 546-nucleotide messenger RNA. Lineage: Eukaryota; Viridiplantae; Streptophyta; Magnoliopsida; Malpighiales; Salicaceae. The record is from the annotation of a GenBank genome assembly.
AUGAAAACAGCCAUGCUAAACUCUCCUUCAUUACCUCUCGUAGCUUCACAUCCAUUUUGUGGCAGAUCCUUGCAUCAAGCUGCAGCAACUACAAAGACAUGCCUUAACACAAGUAAGAGACGACUUUCUACGAAGAUUUCAGCACUGAGAAGGGACGAUUAUAGCGAUAAAUUGAUCGACGAAGACAUGAUUGUUCUUCGGAUGCGCAUUCAGGAGAUGAAGAUAGCCGAAAGGAAUUAUGAUGUCUCCUCUGAGUGGUUGGAAUGGGAGAAGCGAUAUUACAGUGACAGUUACAAUUCAGACGUUUGUGAAGCAGUUGGGUUCUUGCAGUCUGUGUUGAUGAAAACUAGGCCAAGCUUGGUAUUGGGAAUGGUUGGUCUUGUUGCUCUGAGUAUACCAACGUCAAUAGGGGUGGCCAUUGAAACGCUGCCCCGUGUUGCCAUCCUCUUACGGGUAUGUGCUGCGGUGGAUGGAUGUAUUGCUAUUGAUCCAGAAGAUUACGACUCGCAGGAGGGCCGAUCCAAAGUUUCCUUGUCAAAGAUGUGA